This is a messenger RNA of Scomber japonicus (chub mackerel), 3489 nucleotides long. RefSeq names its product calcium channel, voltage-dependent, alpha 2/delta subunit 4a (gene cacna2d4a). The record is from RefSeq and is a predicted model, not a curated record. The transcript has 40 exons. Bases 1 to 3489 code for a protein of 1162 amino acids. NCBI's taxonomy places the organism in Eukaryota, Metazoa, Chordata, Actinopteri, Scombriformes, Scombridae. Gene Ontology annotation, molecular function: voltage-gated calcium channel activity. Gene Ontology annotation, cellular component: voltage-gated calcium channel complex.
AUGCAGAUUGCAGCAGCUGCAGGGAUGAACCGCUGGAGCUGGGGAAACACUGGGAAUGUCAGAAAGCCGGAAAGAAGUGGGCCGUACCGAGGGAGGCUGAUGAUGCUGCUGUGGAUUAUCCUCUUCAGCUCGCCGUGCCUGAUGGUCGAAGGCCAGAUGAAGAUCCCACCAGAAACUGUGCAGCAGUGGGCUAUAUCCUUUAGCAAAGACAUAGCUGCCCUGUCUGCCAGAUACUCGGGAGCUAAAUUGCUACAGAAGAAAUACAAGGAUAUUGAGGGUGUGGUGAAGAUGGAGGAGGUGGAUGGAGAGGAGCUGGUGAAAAACUUUGCUGAGGAGAUGGAGGAGAUGCUCGGGAGGAAGAUGAAAUCCGUCAAGAGGUUAGCAGAAGCAGCAGAGGACGCUGAUCUUUACCACGAAUACAAUGAAACACUGGAGUUUGACUACUAUAACUCCCUGCUGAUCAACAUGGUGGAUGAAGAUGGGAAUUCAUUACCGCUGGGAGGAGAAUUCGCUCUGGAGAAAAACGAACACUUCAAUAAACUGCCAGUCAACACACAACUGAGUAACAUACAAGUCCCGACUAAUGUCUACAACAAAGAUACAGAUAUUCUGAAUGGAGCCUAUAUGUCUGAAGCUCUGAAUGACGUGUUCAUCGAUAACUUCCAGAAAGAUCCGACUCUCACCUGGCAGUACUUUGGCAGCUCUACAGGCUUCUUUAGGCUGUACCCAGGGAUCCAGUGGAUUCCAGAUGAGAAUGGUGUCGUCACAUUUGACUGCAGAAACAGGAACUGGUAUAUCCAAGCAGCCACUUCUCCCAAAGAUGUGGUGAUUGUGGUUGACGUCAGUGGCAGUAUGAAGGGACUGAGACUGACCAUUGCCAAACACACCAUUAACACAAUUCUGGACACACUUGGAGAAAAUGACUUUGUUAACAUUAUAGCUUACAGUGACUAUGUCCGUUACGUGGAACCCUGCUUCAAGGGCACUUUGGUACAAGCUGAUCUGGAUAACAGAGAGCAUUUCAAGCUGUUGGUUGACGGGCUCCAUGUCAAAGGAGAGGGCAAAGUGAAAAAGGCAAUGAAGGAAUCUUUCAAGAUCCUCAAUGAGGCUGCAGCACUGGGUCAAGGUAGCCUGUGUAACCAGGCCAUCAUGCUGAUUACAGACGGAGCCAUGGAGGACUUUCAGGAGGUUUUUGAAGAGUUCAACUGGCCAGACCGGCGGGUUCGAGUAUUCACUUAUCUGAUUGGACGAGAGAUGACAUUUGCUGAUAAUGUCAAAUGGAUUGCCUGCAACAACAAAGGUUACUACACACACAUCUCCACACUGGCGGAUGUCCAGGAAAACGUCAUGGAGUACCUCCAUGUUCUCAGCCGGCCAAUGGUCAUCAACCAUGAUCAUGACAUCAUCUGGACUGAGGCCUACAUGGACAGUGUGCUGUUCAACACUCAGGCCCAGAGUUUGCUCCUGAUGACCUCAGUGGCAAUGCCUGUGUUUAGCAAGAAGGAAGAGACUUUGUCUCAUGGGAUAUUGCUGGGAGUGGUAGGAACUGACGUGGCCCUAAGAGAACUGAUGAAAAUGGCUCCAAGAUACAAGCUGGGUGUCCAUGGUUAUGCUUUCCUCAUCACCAACAAUGGCUACAUCCUGUCUCAUCCUGAACUACGACCUCUGUAUAAAGAGGGCAAGAAGCUGAAGCCGAAACCCAACUAUAACAGUGUGGAUCUGUCUGAGGUGGAGUGGGAAGACACUGAGGAGACGCUGAGGACGGCCAUGGUUAAAGGAGAAAAUGGAGCCAUGUCCUUAGAUGUGAGAACUGCGGUGGAUAAAGGAACGAGAGUUAUGUUCCUAAAGAAUGAUUACUUCUACACUGUCAUCAACGAGACGCCAUUCAGUCUAGGUAUAGUGUUGACUAGAGGACAUGGAGAGUUUAUCUUCAUGGGAAACGUCUCUGUUGAGGAGGGCCUUCAUGACCUACAGGCUCCAGAUUUGACCAUACCCGAUGAAUGGACCUACUGUGAGACGGACAUUGACCCGGGGCAUCGUAAGCUGAGCCAGCUGGAGGCUGUGGUGCGAUUCCUCACGGGCAAAGAACCAGAACUUGAGUGUGAUAUGCAGCUGAUACAACAAACUCUAUUUGAUGCUGUGGUCACGGCUCCUAUGGAAGCUUAUUGGACCGCUCUCAUGCUGAACACAUCUGGUAUGGAUGAGGGGGUUGAAACAGCUUUCUUGGGGACCCGUUCAGGCCUGAUGAGAUUCCAGAGGUACACUGGCAUUGAGAAAAGAGUUGCCAAGUCUUUCCUGACCGCCACAGACAAGGAGAAUAUGUUCACCCUGGACCAUUUCCCAGUGUGGUACCGCAGAGCUGCUGAGAACCCAGCUGGACAGUUUCUAUACUACAUGCCCAGACAAGAGACAAGAGACAUAUUCAGGGACUAUGAGGCUGACUAUAGCGCCACCUUCAGUGCAGAAGAGGUGGAGCGUGAAGCGGAAGAGGGAGGGAGUAAACAGAGUGAGGCGGAGGAGGAGGAGGAUGAGGAGGAGGAGGAGGCUGGGAGAAUAGUGAUCGCCACCACUUCUAUCACUGUGACGGUGGGGAAAAGAACUGCCAUCGCUGGAGCCAUCGGUGUUCAGAUGACUCUGGAGUUGAUGGAGUCCAGAUUUUGGGCCAUUGCAGCUCAGCCAAAUGACACAGAUUGCUCCAAUGUGGAAGGGAUUUGUCCUCUUCGGUGUGACAGCAUUGAUAUCGAGUGCUACGUGAUUGAUAAUAAUGGCUUUGUCCUAAUUUCUAAGCAACGUAAUGAUGCGGGGAGGUUCUUUGGCGAGAUUGAUGGAUCGGUGAUGACCACAUUGAUCAGGAUGGGCAUGUUCAAAAGGGUGUCCUUGUUUGACUACCAGGCCAUGUGUAAGAUGAGCUCGCACUCUGUCAGCAGCGCCCGGCCUCUUCUCAGUCCUUUCUAUGGUUUGGCUUCAGCCCUCAAGUGGUUCCUCUCCAACUUCCUACUGUUUCUCCUGGAGUUUAAUAUCUGUGGCUUAUGGCACACGGAGCCUUUCGCUGAUGCCAAGCCAUCUUUCAGUGUUGCCUCAGCUCAUAAGAAAAAAGGGGACGUCCUGCAGCCAUGUGACACAGAGUACCCCAGCUUCGUCUACGAGCCGUCAGUCAAAGAGACCAACAGCAUUAUUAAGUGUGGACGCUGCCAGAAGAUGUUUGUAGUGCAGCAGAUACCAAACAGCAACCUGCUGAUGCUGGUGGUACAGGCAGACUGUGACUGCUCCAGACAGCAUCCACCGAUCACCAUGAACCCCAAGGAAGUCAGAUAUAACGCCUCAGUAAAGUGUGACAGGAUGAGGUCGCAGAAGAUUCGCAGACGUCCAGAGUCCUGCCACGCUUAUCACCCUCAGGAGAAUGCCAAUGACUGCGGAGGAGCGUCUGUUAUAUCUCUCUCAGCCUCUCUCUUCCUCUUCUGUCUCUCCUUCUCGGCACUUGUCUCCUGA